CCCCCUCCGACCUCGCUGAUAAAUCACUAUAAAAUCUAUCGUUGUAAAAAACUGGUUUGAAGAAUCAACCUCGAGAAUAUACUGCGAAUCGUAUCAGUCAAAUAUCAAAAUGUCGGACCUCACUACAGUUUACUCAAAGGACGCUGCUUUCCCAGCAGGACCUUACUCCCAAGCCAUCAAGACUUCAUCUACUAUUUACUGCUCUGGACAAAUCCCAUGCACACCCGAAGGCGAAAUUCUCACCCUCGAGACCUCCAGCAUCUCUGCCAUGACCGAGCUCUGCAUCAACAACUUGUCUGCUGUUCUUAAGGAAGCUGGAAGCAGUAUUGAGAAAGUUGUUAAGGUCAAUGUCUUCUUGACUACCAUGGACAACUUUGCGGAAAUGAACGGAGCCUAUGAGAAGCUUUUCAAGCAUAAGCCUGCAAGAAGUUGUGUUGCCGUAUACCAAUUGCCCAAGGGUGUUCCGGUCGAGAUUGAAUGUAUAGCUUUGGCUUAAAGCUAUAUGUGACAAGAAGAGAGAAAUACCUAGGAAGGUCCUAAAAAUGACGAUGCCAAUAAAUCUCUUCUGUGAUCUCACGUUGAAAUCAUGAAUCAUGAUAUAACAAAUUAGCU
Botrytis sinoallii is the source of this 612-nucleotide messenger RNA. RefSeq lists its product as uncharacterized. The transcript has 4 exons. The record is from RefSeq and is a predicted model, not a curated record. Lineage: Eukaryota; Fungi; Ascomycota; Leotiomycetes; Helotiales; Sclerotiniaceae. Gene Ontology annotation, molecular function: deaminase activity. Gene Ontology annotation, cellular component: cytosol; mitochondrion. The coding region runs from base 110 to 496 and encodes 128 amino acids.